GCUUACCAAAACUAUGUAUGGAAACAAACGUUAUACAAAACUGCAAACACUACAUAGAUCACAACAUUUCACAAGGGACUGAAGUUAAUGAACAACCCGGAAAUCUCCUUUCGUAAGUGCACAGUGCUGGCGGACCGUUUAUUCGAUGCACUUCCGGUUCCUUAAGUCCUGCUACAGUUUUUAGCAAACAUAAGUGACAUCAGUCGUGUAAAAGAUAUCUGCCUGUGCUUUUUUAUCUAGUGAUGGAAGCUACGUAUGAUGGGGCAGAGGUAACAGUAGUAACAGAAGAAGUAGGAGGAUGUUAUACUUUCAUGGAAACUGCACCCCCGAAGAAGAAGAGAAAAUUGAAAGGACAUGGAGAAAAUGGGAAAAAGACGAAGAAACCCAGGACAGCAUACCUCCUUUAUUACUAUGAUAUUUAUCUGAAACUGCAGCAGGAUUUUCCUAGUCUGCGCCAGUCUGAAAUAAACAAGAAGAUCAGCGAGAGCUGGAAGCAUCUGAGUGUGGCAGAAAAGGGAUAUUACCUGGAGCGAGCUAAGCUGGAAAAGGAAGGAAAGGACCCUAAUGCUAAUUUGACUACUGCUUCAGCCAUGGCAACUGAUAUCCCAGGUUUUCGUAGAAUACUUCCUCGCUCAGAAUACAUUAUCAUUCCAAAAGCUACGCUGCAUAGUAACAGAACUAAAAGCCAUGGGGUUUUGGAACCAACACCUCAGUCCGUCAGCCAAGAGAAUAUACAGGACACGUUUUGUAGCACAAACACCACGGCUGUGGAGUCAGGCCACUUUGGCAUAUCUGAACACUGUGUUGGUAUUGAAGGACUAGCACAGGAGACUACUACUUUCAGUCAGCCAGGAUCCAUACAUGAAGUUAUUACUUCAGAAAUUCUUUCCCAGUGUACCAGUUCUGCAGGAGAAAAAGUCAACGAUUUAAUUCUAAGCGAGACCUCACUUGAGUUAGCAGACACUCAUCCAUAUCAAACAUCUGGUAUUGUUAUUGAAGAGACACUAGUCACUAAUAGUGGGGACUUUCCACAAGGUGGAAUAGCAUUGGCACAGCAGCAGCAGACUUCGGAAGGGGUGUCACUGGUUGCGGUGGUAGCAGAUGAGGAAACAGAAGAAACUUCUGUGUCGGCCCCUGCUACCCAGUUCAUUAUGGUACCGCUGCCACCUGCUCAGCAACCCAAAGAACUCGCUCCCUUUGUUAAACUGACAACAACAUACACUCGCAGAGGACGAGGAAGCUGUACAAAUCCUGGAUGCUCCUUCAGUUAUGUCACAAGACACAAACCACUACAGUGUGCCAAGUGUGGGAAAUAUCUAGGAGGAAAAUGGAUACCAAAGGUCAAAGAAAGUCAAUCAGUGCGGGUUGCUGCAGAAGUGAGCACAGUGCCACAAAAAGUAGCUCCUGAAGAGGGCUCUCCUGUAGCCUCUGACUCACAGACUGUCAGGACAGAGAAUGUCAAGUACACCACUGAGAACUCUGAAGCUGUCACUCAGCUCCUUAAUGUCACUUCAGAUGAUGAUCACGAUGACCUUAAAACAGAAUGGGAAGAAGUAGUUAUCUCAGAUACACAUAGUCUUUAUACACUACAGAAACUGGAAGGAGGCGGUCCUGACAGUGAAAAACAGGAUGGAGGAAGGCAGAAUGAAACUGUGUCAGCUGGCGAGCAUGAGAGCAAAAGUUUGUCUGUUAAACAAGUACUGCCAAAUGGCCUAUAUGCCAAGACUGUGUCUCAGACUCCAUUUACCACGGCUGAAAAUGUUGCAGCAUCUGCUUUUUCAGCUGGAGUUAAAACCCUGGAACCGAAAGGGAAAGCCAAAGUAAAGCCUUCAUUGCUGGCUGCAGGUCGCCCAGUCAGAGCCAUCCUUCCUGCUCCUGUCUGUUCAGAUAAACGUUCACAUCCUAAGACCCCUGGUCUCAAGCCCAGCACUUUGAAACAGUUGGGUCAUUCAGUCCAGUCAGUAGUGAAUGUCUGCGAGCAAAAGGUUAAUCACAGCAUCUUCAAGCAGUCGCCUCAACUACAGAUCUUUGAGUCCAGAAAAGAGACAUUUCCUUCUUAUAAGUGCAGCACUUGGACAAAUACAUUUGAUCUGGGACUGGCAACAUCACGAGGCAGAGGGAAAUGUAAAAAUCCGUUAUGUAGCUAUGUUUAUACAAACAGACACAAACCUCAAGUUUGCCCUAGAUGUGGCUACAUCCUAUCCAAAGAUAAACCCCAAAGAACUGAAAAACUUUCUGAGACGCUUGUACCUCUGUUAGCUCCUGGUCAGUCUCUAACCCAGUCUCAGAAAGAAAUCCAGCGCCAGUCUACUCUUCUGCUUCUGCGGAAGACUGUACAGAUUCCAGAAAAUGAGUCUGACUUAACAGAAGUACUCACCUUGAUACAGGAGCUGAACAUGUCUUGGCUAAUUCUCUCUAGCUCAAGUGGGGAGACUGUGACCUUUGAGCAUAGUUCCUGGCCAAGCUACUAUGAAUCUGCUAGCACUCAUUGUGGACUCUGUGACACGCCAUUGUAUAAAGUAAAUGAAAGUUCCCAAGAGAGCUCUGAAGAAUGUUGGCUGUUGACAGCAACCCAUUUACAGAUGGUUUCUGCUCAGGCUAAGUGCUGUCUGAACCCUCGGUGUCUCGCACUGCACAUGUUCACAGACAUUAACUCAGGUCUUUUCAAUGUUGGAAAUAGGCUGCUGGUUAGCCUUGAUCUGUUAUUGAGAAUCAGGACUCAGAUAAAAGCGGGAGAAGACCCCAGAGAAGCAUUCUGUGCGGUAAUGAAUUCUGUUGUGAAACAAACUGGGACGACAGUACAGGAUACCCACUUCAAUCAUCUGUUGGAGUUGCUGUGCAAUGGCUACUGGGCAUUUGAGUGCCUAACCAUCCGAGACUACAAUGACAUGAUCUGUGGCAUAUGCGGAGUAGCUCCUAAAGUAGAGAUAGCACAGAGAAACAAGCACAGUGUCCUUUCACUACAGAAUAUAGAGUUUACAUGGCCGGACUUCUUGACGUCGGCAGAGGUUAAUGUAGAUGAUUUCUGGUUGACUAUGGAAAUGGAGGCAAUAGAACAGGCAGCUUUCCCUGCCAGCAUUCCCAUUACAAAGUUUGACGCAUCCAUCAUUGCCCCAUUUAUUCCACCACUGAUGAGAGCAGGUGCAGUUGUCAACACAGAAAAGGACAAGAACAGCAGCAAGCAGUUUGCCUCUGGAAAUGUAAAUGUUCUUGUGCGACUCUGUCAGGAGGGUGCAGUCAAACUUGACAAGCUUAGCUGCUACUCUGAGGAUGACCUUAAAGACUUACUGCAGCAGUGUAAUGUACCUUAUAAUCCUAGCGAUUCAAAGGACCAGAUGUGUAAUUCCCUUCUGUCUCUUUAUCACUCUGUAGAAAAUGGAUAUGCAGAGUUAGAAACAGAACCUGAUUCACUGCUGACUGGAGGCAAAAUCUACAAAGUUUGUCCACAUCAGGUGAUUUGUGGAUCAAAGUAUAUAGUGAAACCUGAAUUUGCUCGUGACCAUGUGGACUUACUUGUGUCCUCCCGACAUUGGCCACCUAUAUAUGCUGUAGAUUUAGCAGCUCAGGUUGCACUUACAACAGAUGUCUGUUAUCCUGAAUUGGCUGCACAGAUGUGGGGGAAGAACCAGGGCUGCUUUUCUGAUCCAAUGGAGCCUGUAAAGUAUGUUUCGUGUCCUGAGCUACUUGACAGCCAGUAUAGCAUUGAUAUAUCUACAGUGGACAAUUCAGUUCAGCACCCAGUCACCAAGUCUGCUGUUCGAAGAAUUCUCUGUUCCAAAGUGGACACGACCACUGAAAUAUGUCCUGAUGCACAGCAUCGUUCUUUCAAUGUGUGCAAAGAACUAGAGCCUUAUGAUGCCAUUAUUUCAAGUGUUGCUGACUCCAAAACAAACAAAAUUCGACAAAAAGCCGUCACUUUUGAAAAUGCUACAUAUUACUACUUAUAUAAUCGUCUAAUUGACUUUCUCACAAGUAAAGACAUCGUGACCAAACAAAUUAAUGAGGUUGUGCAGAGCUGUCAGCCUGGGGAGGUGGUUAUUCGUGACGCAUUGUACAGGCUAGGAGUGGCUCAGAUUAAUACAGAAGCAGAAGUGCAAUAUGAAGAGGAUGGAACACUUUUAUAGCUGAGGUUUAAUGUGAAGUAUUUUUUUCUCAAACGAUUCUCUGGUUUCCUGGAGCCUGAGCCAGGGUCAGCACUUUUCAUGAGAGUGAGUCAGGAAGGUUAUUUGCAUGCCUUGUAUUCCUGGUGUCAUACACACUGUCUUAGCAAUAACCCUUAUGCACUAGCUGUUUUGUAAUGGAAGCAAAGCACCAGGAAUUGAGAAGCUGGAACAUUAAAUUUGUGGAAUAUGACAGUGGUUCAUCCCCUUGCAGUAAAUAAGGUUUACAUUAAGUUCCUCUAACUAGAAAGUGAGAGAUUGGUGGAAGCUAGGAUUUGUGUGUUUGUGCUUUUGUUUGAGGUGGAGCACUAGUGUACACUGUCUUUUAUUUUUAUUUGUGACGUAUUUGUUGAAUGAUUAAGCAGUUAUGUUAAAUGUCACUAUGAUGUAUGUUCUCCAUUUGUUUUAAUUUGUACAACAUUAUACCAGUUUAGCAGUGAGGUGCAGUCAUCAUUUGUAUGAUGUUACUGCUACAUUAUAGUUGAUCUCAGGCGAUUGGGUGUAAAGCACACAUUCUUUGCUCUUCUUGCCAUUGUUCGAAUUCUCUAGAUCAUAGGACAUGGCAGGCACUGACUUUUGAAGGUUGCCUGCAGCGGGCUGCUGUGUAGAUUUACUGCAACAUUCUGAAAUAUUUCUAGCUGGUGCCUUCGGGGGGGGGGGGGUGUAAGUUUCUUUUUGAUAUGUCAUUAUAUUAGUUUUUUCACUGAUGAGCACACCCAGCCUCUGUGCUCCCACUUUCUUUUCUGCUGUUCAGUUUAGAUUUUGAGUUUAGUGUACACUAUUGCAAAGUUACUGUAUUCCAUGUGGAAGUCUCUGAAACCUUCAGAGUGUUGCUGUCACCAUCCUGUCACUAGCUAGGACUUGGAGGUGGAGGAGUAUUCUGUGACAACUUAUCAACUGCCAGCAUUUCAUCUGGCCAUUCAUGGGAUGGCACAUUGUCUUUAGAAUGUGGUCAGCCCAAAGAUUGCCAGAAGGGUCACUGCAUGAUUCAAAGCCAGCUUCAGACAGAAUGGAGAGUUAAGGGAUCCUAAAGUAAUGCAUUAGCCAAAGUCUGUCUCACAGACUGCCUCUAGCUCCAUGCUUGUUUCCUUCUCUUGCACAUAAAUUGAGAGAUGAGGUGAAUAGGAAAUGCACAUCUGGUAAACACCUUAGGUGGGACUCUUUCUGUAGUGUCAUCACUGUCUUCCAAGCAUUACAAUGUCAGACGCAUUACUACAGCAAAUGUUCUUGCACAGAAUUAGCCUUUGAGUUACCCAGUGAAAGCUUAGUGGUCGCUGUUAAGUCUGCUCUCUUCCUCCCCCUCCCAAUGGGGAUCCUGUUUAGGCUUAUGGGUGAUAUCUAUAGGAGUAUGGCCUGUAUAAUGCCCCACUCAGGCCUCUCACAUGCAUACAUAGCAUGCUUCAUGCUCUUAUUACUGGACAGCUAGUACAGACCACCCUGCCCAGAGCUUGAGAGUCGUCUGCUCCCUUAUUCUGUCCUGCACAAGGGGAAUCUUAAGGUAAGGCGAAUGUUCAGUUUAAUAUUCACUGUUGCAUUCCAAAGUUUUAGGAUAUCCUUCUUUUAGGUAGUCUGACUGACCAGACUGCCUUCCAGAUCUUUAUCUUUUCCCAGGGCUUUGUCCAAGACCCUCCCACCUGGAUGCAAGGUUGCCAGUGGUAUAAGAUACAUUUCAGUCGAUGCCAUCUCCAGAUCUUUCUUGCCCUGUGGUGUAUAGCUGUACGUUUUUUUUUUACAUCAUUCUGAAUCUCUCAGAACUUCCGUGGGUCCUGUGACUCUAGGCAAGGUGCAUUUUCAGCCCCUGCCUUGGAGUUGGAUUCCAGGCGAGAGUGCUUUGCAGGCCUUCAUGCCAUCAGCAUCUCAUAAGUCCUCCAACACCAAUGUCUCUGCUGCUAUGCCGCUUGAGACUGUAGGCUGUUUGGUUUUGCAGACUUGUAACUUGAUUACUGAAAGGAAAAGCAGGAUCCGUAAAGUUUUUGUCCAUAAGGAGGUUCCCAGGGGCAGAAAGCACUAAAAACAAAUCCGGUUCCUGUCAGCUAGCCUUUACCUACGUUGGGCACAAAGUCAACCCUCUCCACUUUCAUGGCUUCCAGUAAUUCAGUUGGCCAAGAUUGUUCUGUCUCAUUCUCUCUUGAAACAGAAGAGGAGAGACAUAAAAAUUCCGGUGGAGACUGGGGACCCGUUCUAAAAAGAAGGAUGGAAUCUUCUUUCGAGCAUGAUGCUUGUUUUGGAGUGCUGCAUGCUCUGCUUUCACAUAAAGGUAUGUUUAAUAUUGACUACUUCAGUGUUUCUGAGAGACUAGUUAGGUUGGUUAUGAGUGUUCUGACCUGGGUGUAUAACUAGAUCUUGUUCAGAAAAUCAGUGCCCUUUGGCUCCAUAUUGUUUUCAUUGCCCUUCUACUUGCAUAAAGGUUGAAAUGCAGUGAUGCAGCCUAAAAGCAGUUCACAAAAGAAAAUAGAACUUGCUCCAUUUAUUCAGAAUGUUAUUUCCCUCUGAAAAUAUUAUUUCAGCAAGGUAGCUGUUGGGAUUUAAAAGCUCUGUUUGAGUAGUGUGCGCCAUCCUGGAAGUUAUUUGUCUUUAAAUGGCGAAGAAAAUUGUCUCAUCACGCAGAAGUCGUAUAUGCUGUUUUCAGCAGUGAAGUGUUUCCCAUUUUCUGCUUCUCCUAAUUAUCUAAUUUGAGAGCAUGCCUCAGUGUCAGCAAGAUGUUUCAGAAUAAAAACUGGGUUAUUUUCUGUGAAUGCAUGUUUCUGUGAGCAAAUGAAGAUGUGGACAUAAAAGUUAGUCUUAACUGAAGGGCUUAGUAGCCAUUUAAUCUCCCUCAUUACAGAUACAGGCAGACUGACAAAACAGCAUUGUUGUUUUGGUUGUUGAGGGAAUACAGCAAUAUUUUGAUCUAGCAUUACCUUUUCCCAUGGUGUCCAGUCACAGUGUUGAUCUGUGUUAUUCUGCCAUGUGAUAGCACAAGUCAGUCCCACUGACUGUGGUGAACCACAACCCACUGGACAUAAUUUGCAUAGUUGUCAGGCUCUUAGUUCAUCAGAGAUGAAAAUGGCCAAAAUAUUGAGGGGCAAGGGCUGAAAAUCAAGGGCAUGAAAUAUUGCUCUUAUGUGUUUAAAAAAAGUUAUAGAACAACACGAUUCACAUUUGAGAAGGAGACCAAAAAAUCUAAGGCACAAUCAGGGAUAGUUAUGAACAAUGGUAAUAUGUAAAGCUUUUUACCAUAUUGCAGUCCAACCAUGUAGACACUGAGGAAUCAUGUAGACUACAAUCAUGCCUUUUAGGUUUGUGUGGUGAUAGCAAUUCCACUGUAACUGUACCAUUGCUAGAUGCAGACAUUGGCUUUGUUUUACAAAUUUCAGACCUCUCUCUUGCCAUAGUGUGUGCUCUGCUACAUAAAAUCAGCUACAGCACCUAUACUCCCAGCAGCAUAUUUGGUUUGAUGCAGGAUAUUGUUUGUAAAUACACAAUGCAUAGGCAAUUAGAUGGAUUAAGUGCAUUAGUUGUCUGUACUGACCAUUAAUGGGAACUGGCCAUACUUCAUAAAUGUCAACCACUGGCAAAUGUCCUGCCACAGAAGGUGGUCUCUUGAGCACAUUAACUGGGUAAGAUGGUAAAGAAUAAGAAACAACCAUCAGAAAGUGGAGUUCCACAGAAGGAAAAGUACUGUUAGAAAUGUGUUAGAAGAAUUUGAAUAUUUCAGACUUUGGUUUUGAAAUCAAGAAGCCUUAGCUUGGAUUUUAGGUACCUUUGAACAAAUAUUGCAUCUUCCAUCAGAUAUUUUACACACACCCUCCCCCAUUUAUUUUUGAACAUUUGUCAUACCGAAGUUCAGUUUUCAUUGGUGCCCUAUGUAAAUGUAUGCAUUUAUGUUUGUUGGGUAUGUUUUGUAUGGGUUUGCAUUUGUGCCUUUGUAGGUGAAGACGCACUCCUCUAAGCCAAUAAUAGUAUUUCAGACUGAUUAUUUGAAAACCUUUGUGCAUAUGCUGGAUAUGUACUUCUGCAGAAGCUAGCUGGCAUGAAAUUGCCUAAAAUGUGAAAAUGGAUUUGUAAUUCAGGCACAAACAUAAUAUCAGGACUGGCUGUACUUCAAUGCUGACAUUUUCUGCAGUUAAAAAGAAACAGGACUUUGCUGAAGAUGAAUAACAUUUUGGCUCUCCAGAAUACAAAAGAAAAAAAAAAGGAAAAAUAAAGGAAUCAAGGCAUGACAGUAAUAUAUUUGUAUUUCCACAUAUAUGUGGGUAAAAUUUCCUUCUGUGAAGGAAUAAUGCUGUAUCUUUUUAUACAGUGUGUUAUAAAUUGUGGAAAUAAAUGAGUUCAUUUCCAUUCAGUA
Protopterus annectens (West African lungfish) is the source of this 8487-nucleotide messenger RNA. It is a transcript of the gene HMGXB3, whose product is annotated as HMG-box containing 3. The record is from RefSeq and is a predicted model, not a curated record. NCBI's taxonomy places the organism in Eukaryota, Metazoa, Chordata, Ceratodontiformes, Protopteridae. The transcript has 20 exons. Bases 243 to 4124 code for a protein of 1293 amino acids.